UAUUGCAAGUUCAAAUUUUCUUACCCCAGGUUGCGGAGAGGGCAUUGUACUUCUGGAACAACGAGUAUAUCAUGAGCCUCAUUGAGGAGAACUCGAAUGUGAUCCUGCCUAUAAUGUUCCCAGCAUUAUACAGAAUUAGCAAGGAACACUGGAACCAGACCAUUGUUGCACUAGUUUAUAAUGUGCUCAAAACAUUUAUGGAAAUGAACAGUAAGCUGUUUGAUGAACUUACAGCUUCUUAUAAGGCAGAGAGGCAAAGGGAGAAGAAGCGUGAACGAGAGAGGGAUGAACUCUGGAAGAAGCUACAAGCACUAGAGCUGAAUCAUCAGCAGAAACAACAGUGAGAAUACAUGAAUGGUGUAGUGCAGAUGGUCGGAGGUUGGCCUGAGAAGUGGCGUCAUAAUGGUGUGGGCGCGCUUGGCCCUACACCCUUCCUGAUGAUCAUGUGGGCCUGGGGCUGGACCUGUGGAAUACCAUCACCAAGUUCACAUGCAUCAACCAUACAACUCAAUUUAGUUUUGAAUGUAUUCUGGUCAUAAAAAUGAAGCCAUAAGCAUAGCUGUGCAAAUUUUCCGAGUCCUGUUGUUGUAGAGACAUACGUGUAAGCUACUGAAGAGUGAUGGUGCCCUGGAUAACCUUUAGGGGUACAAACUAUACCCUUUCCCCAGGUAACAUCAGCAGGGAAAAUGGUGUAAGGAUAGCAAUCUAGGCUAUAUGUCUAUUCUGUAUGUAAUAUGUACUAUAUGGUAGCCUACAUAAACUGAUGACCUUUGUAAUUACUCAGUAGGAGAGAUUGUAAGAUGUGUGUAUGAGAUGGGAGGAGCGUUGAAGGUGCUGUUUGGCUUGGAGAAGUUACCGAGAAAAGAGUGGCCCUGUACAUGUCCCACAAGAUGCGGACCAGUUCGCUGCUCCCUGUGGGGGCUGUGCUAUGCUCACCAGUUCCUUGCUAGGAUUUGGUUCAAAUUGAAUUAUUUACAAAUGAUUUCAUGCAUAGGUAUUGGGCCUAAUUCUGGGUUAUGAUUUACUUUACUGGACUUUUUAAUCUACUAUUAUAGGUAGGCCAAUUGUUGUGUUUUGGAGAGGGCUUUUAAUAUUGAACUGAUCAGCAGGUUGUUCAGGUCACAAAAGUGAAUUUGUGAUUGUAGUUUCCUUUGCAUUAGUUAGGAAAUAGUGUAUGUCAUUGCCCAAGUUUGAUUCAUGCAAACCACAUUAUGUCUCCUCUGUCUGUCAAGGUAGUCAUCCUUUCCUCUCAUGAUUGUACAUAGGUUGAGAGUCUGUGUGCACCAAUUCUUGAUGCUAUUUAUAGCCAUUGUGUUGUGGCCCAAGUAGUCACUGGGAAAAAGAACAAAAAGUUACAGGACUUGGUCUUGAUUUGGCAAUGUCUAGUCAUCCCCAUAUGUGUGGACUUGGGGCAAUGAGGCCUCACUGUUUUGUAGUCUAGUUUAUGUGGAUGAUUUCACUUGCUUGUUGUCCCCUGUGUUGCUAGCUGAUCAGCUGGUUGGGAAGCACGGGCCCCACUGGUCAGUAAGUUGGGUAGUAAUGGAAAAGCUACCCAGUUUUACUGAUCGUGCUUCCUGUGCUGAGUAUAUCCUCUCCCUUUUGAUUUCAUUUUUAUUUUUUAUUUUUCAAUUUACUUUAUUUAUUUAUUUUUUUCAUAGGAAGUGCAUUUUUUUCCUGAGAGUGGGAGUUGAUGUUUGCUCUCACCAAUGAUUUAUGCAACCAGUACCAAUGUUUAGUGGAAGGGGUGUGCAGAGGCUCAAACAAACUAUUUAUGAUACUGGCUGGCCUAUGUGAAAGAACCUAAUUAUUGUGUGUUAAUCUGGUGCAAUAGUGUGACUCAUCUAUAGCUGCUGGUGCCCCCUUUCUAGGGGAAUGUGUGCUGUGCAGGUGGUGUCUUGUGCAGAUGCCUGCAAGAGGUGAACAAUAAAACCAUUUAUCCCAGGAACUGUAGUGUGCACUGCCCCCUUCCUACCAAACUCUUCAUUAGUGUGCACCAACCUGGCAACCAACAUAACUAUUCAAGAGAUCUGUAAACGUGCACCCAUCCUGGCCAUCACCGCCACCACCUUCCUGAAUAUUCAUUAAAAUUAACAAUGCCAUCAAUUUGAGAACCCAUAUUAGGCACCUGCUUUGUAACCACUAUAUUCCAUAACCAGGAUAUUCAUCAGUCAGACUUAAUUCCACUCCCCCUCCUCCCCCGAAGUUGUGCCUCACCCUGUUGCUACCAUCAUUAUGGGAUUAAAUAUGUGUAAAUUGUGUAGAUAAUUAAUAUCAUCAUCACAGAGACUUCUAGAGACAGCAACUACUUCAGUACUGCCAAUAUUCUGGUCACCAUCACAGCCACAGCGUUUAUGGGAUUGGUGUUGUACACUCCACUUUCUGCGUCCAAUGGAGUAGGAAGAUCACACCCAUUUAACCACUGUGCCCGUUUGUCACUGUUUUGCCACCGAGUUACAAAUCCACACCGUGUGCGCUCACUUACGGAUUGCAAUUCCUAGAAUUUAUAUUGAAUAACUUAGCAAUCUUCCAUAAGCCUGCAGUUUAUAACUGUUCUGGGUUGCAGAAGCAUAGAGCAGUGUUGAGACUUGUCACCUGUAUUUACCAUAUGUUAGGUUGUUUUAAUGGACUGUAUUAGGUAACUUUCCCAAGGGACUGUUGAUGUGCAGUGAACAAGCACCACCACCCAGGAUAAACAAGUGCACAAGUUACUUCCUGCAGAUAGGCUAGAGAAGUGCACUCAGACCAGCUGGAUCCUACAGGAACCUGGUGGUGUUCACCUGCCCCUUCCAUGUUCUUGAUGGGCAUCAAGGCACCUGCACAAAUCAGCCAAUCUAUUUUCAGUAAAGCUUGUAUACAAUGUACAGUCAAACCUUGAUGUGUAAUAUUAUUAAUUAUAAGCUAGAGAUGUGAUGAGAUUGUUGGAAAAAAUUUGUUACACAACUGAUGAGAUGGUGUGGACACUUUGUAUGUAUGUCACACAAGAUGUAGACUAGCCUUUGCCACAUGCUUUACUUCUGCCUUGUAUGUUUGUAAAUUUAACUGUACAUGUACAUACACCUGAAGCAGAGUAGGGUGUGAGUGUGGCAGCCUGCUCAGGGUCCAGAUCAUGCCGGAUCUAAACCUUUGAAUAGUUUCAUUUAAUAUUAUUAUGGAUUGCAUUUUUUUCAGCUAAGCCGCAAUGUGAUUUGUUUGAAAUGCCUUUAUGCUGGUUAUAUCAUUUAUCAAAAAAGUAGGAGUGAUGAAAAUAACAAGUUGCUUAAUAGGAAGACUCUGCCGUAGCUUCCUCUGGAGUCUCAUCACUGCGUUGUUCAAGCAGAUCAUAAUAUGCAACCAUUUCCAGCAGACCAUAAGGGGAAUGGGGUGAAGUUUGAAUAAUCUCUUUGGGUGUCUUACAGUGCUGAAGGUGGUGGUGGAAUAAAUAUCAGGCUGUCUAGUGUAUAAGUGUUGAUGAAAUUUGUUUCCUAGCAAAUUGGCAAAUUGCUUUUAGGUGACCAAUGCAUAGAAAGAACACAUAUCAUGGAACAUGAAGUGGUCUUGAGUGGAUAAACUAUACCUUUGUAGCUGGUGUCUAAAAGAAAAUAAUAAUGUGCAGUGGGUUGAGUGACAAGAGAAAACUAGAUAGCAGCAGCAGCAACUCAGCUCUGCAAAGACAUUUCAGAUACUGCAGGAAGUGGCUGAUGGAAAGAUGGAGGUUCAUGGAAGGACAGAGAUGGACUCUAGUAGGCUGCUGCCUCGGCUUCACAAUGGCAUUCUCUGGGUUGCAUCUUUCACUUGUGGAGAUGUGAUAUUUUAAUACUGCUUUUUCUGUAUGGAACUUGUUCUAUUAUUUCUAUUCCUGUAGACUAGAUAGUGCCAACAUGAUGCAAUAGCAUUAUGCAGCUAGGGUCUCACACAGCCACUGGUGAGCACCAGCUUGGAGACGUGGCGGUGUUGAUGUGCCUCUAGGCUGUGUCCUUCCCCCGGGCCCAGUACUGCCUGUUGUGAGCCACAUGGCCGUCGCCUCGUCACUCAGAGAAGCAGCAGCAACAUCGCCUCACCGUUUUUAACUCCAAUCAGUCUGGGAUGUUAAAAUUAAGUAAUAAUACCAUUAUUGUAAUCUUCAUAACUUUCUGUUCACAUAAUGUAAAGCAAGACAAUAAAGAACUUAAAAGUUUGUCUCAUGCAUGUUAUGUCCUUGGUAGUUACUUCCAACUUUGCCAAUAUUCUCAUGGGCUAAGAAUUAUCAGAAUACAUGGUGACAUUAUAAGGAUUUUUUUGUUCAUAUUACUUUUAUAGAGCAUAGUUAUGUCUGGUUAAUGUCAUGUGAUAGUCCCUAAUAUAGCUGAAAGUUGAGGAGCUGCAAGUAGUGGUCAGACAAAGCCAGAAUUAGCAUGGAACACAAUAAUAUCUGGUAUGUUGUGAAAACCUGUUUUCCAUUAUGGUACUGAUUCAUUUUUAUUAUUUAUGUUUACAUAUUUAUUUAUUUAUUAUUUCAUUUACAAAUUCUUUAACAUAAUUGUCGCAUAUUUUUAUAUCUUGCUGUUGCUCCUAUAUAUAUAUAUAUUGUUCAACGUAAGGUUUAUCUCUAAGGAAGGUUAGCAAUUGUCUAUCUGCUCACUUUUAAUUUCAUAAGAGCUUUAGAGUAAUUCUCUGACUGAUGUUACUUGGUACAAUUAUUUUUGUACACCUUAGAUUUAUAUUUUAGUCCAUUAUGGAAGUCUACCCUAUGAAGGAAGUAGUGAUUCCUUUUUUCCAUCACCAGACUAUUGGACUUCAUGUCAUCUCCCAAAGACACCAACUCACUUUUGCAAUAGGUCAGUGAAAUUGUGGUCAUCUUCAUAAUGAUAAUUUCUAUCAAAAAACUUUAGUGAGGGUUUGAAUCAGCCACACAUUCAUCAUGAUGUCAUAACCUACAGCAACCAUAUGCAUUAGCCUCAUGAAGUAAUCUGGUAUCAGAAAAGUAACUCCUUGGUACCUUCUGUUGUCACUUGAUGUUGGGGAGUAAUGUUUAAACACUCCACUAUCAGGUAGCAGAGCACAGCAGAGCAUGUCUUGCAAGCAUACUUCGGAUUCCAGCAGCUGCAAAUAGGUAAUUGUGUAAAAGCCACAAGCCAGUCCAGCCAUAUAUACAACACUUGUUCAGGACUUCUCUAGCCAUUUACAAGGAUUCAUGUACUUUUCCAGAAAAUAGCAUUGUGAAAAGUAAUUUAGCCAAAAAUAAAUUAAUAAAUAUACAGUACUUAACUAUGGAUCAUCAUUUUGCAUGGUACUCUUUCCAUGCAAAGGAAGAGCCUUACAAAAAUAGAAAAAAAAGGUUUAUUACAUCCUUUCAAUAAAACCAAAACAUCAACUGUAGCAUUCUGAGCUGCGUAGAGGAUAAUUCCCAGAGUGCCUCAUGAUGUGCUAUGUAUAUUUGUUAAAAUUUGAUUAGAAGCAUUAAUUUUGCAAAACUUCCAUGUGUGAUCUGUCCCCAAACUAUGGGUCGUAAGGUAUAUCAACUUCAAGAUUAGCAAUUUUCAUUUCAGUAAAAAAAACAA
Molecule: messenger RNA, 5516 nt
Organism: Penaeus indicus
Lineage: Eukaryota; Metazoa; Arthropoda; Malacostraca; Decapoda; Penaeidae
Product: serine/threonine-protein phosphatase 2A 56 kDa regulatory subunit epsilon isoform-like
Exons: 3
Biological process (GO): protein dephosphorylation; signal transduction
Cellular component (GO): cytosol; protein phosphatase type 2A complex; nucleus
Molecular function (GO): protein phosphatase activator activity
Source: RefSeq, a predicted model, not a curated record